Molecule: messenger RNA, 468 nt
Organism: Verticillium dahliae VdLs.17
Lineage: Eukaryota; Fungi; Ascomycota; Sordariomycetes; Glomerellales; Plectosphaerellaceae
Exons: 3
Coding region: 1-468 (155 amino acids)
Source: RefSeq, a predicted model, not a curated record
AUGAAGUUCCCUGUCCCGAUUCUGUCGCUGCUGGCCGUCGCCCAGGCAGUGGCUAUCCCUUCGGGGUCCGAGGCUUCUGCCUUUUCUUUUGAGCAAUGGGUCGAAGACAUCAUUGCCAGCCCCGACGGGAAGCAUCUCAGCCCUGAAGAGGCGAUAGAUGCUCAUCUGGCUUACAUCAAUGGCACGGAUGUCAACUUGCUGGAAUCCCGAGCCCUCGAGAAACGUGUGACAUGCUGGACCAGCAGUACCUCACCACCUCCAGCCUGGCUUUUCCGGCGCUGUGGUAAUGCAAGGAUCUACGGGACGACUGGUGGUAGUCAGAGCCUGCCAGUGACAGAUAUCUGCAGUAAAGUUGCUCGCGCAGCUGGCCGUGUUAUGGAUUCGUGCUACCGUUCGGACAACACAGUCAGGGGAAGCGAAAUGGUCAGCAACAAGGCGUACCAGCUCAACUUGAAUGGAGUCAACUGA